AUGGCCGGAAAUGGAAAUCGAAAUGGAAAUGGACGGGCAAUUGGGAUCGAUUUGGGGACAACGUAUUCGUGUGUGGCGGCAUGGCAGCACGACCGCAUUGAGAUUAUACCAAACGACCAGGGAAAUCGCACCACGCCGUCUCAAGUCGCUUUCACCGCCGCCGAGCGUCUCAUCGGCGACGCCGCUAAGAAUCAAGUGGCCAACAAUCCCAUCAACACUAUUUACGAUGCAAAGAGGCUGAUUGGUUGCAGAUUCAGUGACCCAACGGUUCAGAGAGAUAUCAUGUUUUGGCCAUUCAAGGUCAUUCCUGGUGAUGGGCACAAGCCUGUGGUUGUGGUAACCUACAAGGGGGAGGAGAAACGGUUUUCGCCUGAGGAAAUCUCCUCAAUGGUGCUCACUAAGAUGAAGGAUAUUGCCAAGGCAUAUCUUGGAUCGACUGUCACCGAUGCUGUUGUGACUGUGCCUGCUUAUUUCAACGACUCUCAGCGUCAGGCCACCAAGGAUGCCGGAACCAUUGCUGGCCUUAACGUUAUGAGGAUCAUCAAUGAGCCUACUGCUGCAGCCAUUGCGUAUGGUUUUUACAAGGGGGCUGCUAGCUCUGUGGCAAAGAAUGUGCUCAUUUUCGACUUUGGCGGUGGCACGUUUGAUGUGACUGUGGCCACGAUUAAGGAAGAUGUCAUUGAAGUGAAGGCUACUGCCGGCGAUACUCAUCUUGGAGGCCAGGACAUAGACAACAGGAUGGUGAAUCAUUUUGUAAGCGAGUUCAAACUCAAGAAGGGUAAGGAUAUUAGUGGGGAUCCAAAAGCUAUUAGAAGAUUGAGGACUUCUUGUGAAAGGGCAAAGAGGAUCCUUUCCUCCAGUUUGGAAACACCGAUUGAUAUUGAAUCGUUGUUUGAGGGGAUUGAUUUGUUUUCAACUAUUACUCGUGCUAAGUUCGAGCAACUUAACAUGUAUUUAUUCAGCAGGUGUAUGGAACUGGUGGAGAAAUGCGUGAGUGAUGCUAAGAUGGAUAAGAGUAGUGUGGAUGAGGUGGUGCUGGUGGGCGGGUCGAGUAGGAUUCACAAGGUGCAGCAGAUGUUGCAGGAGUUUUUCGAAGGAAAGGAGGUGCGCAAGACCAUUAAUCUAGACGAAGCUGUGGCAUAUGGUGCUGCAGCGCUAGCUGCCAAGUUGAACGGUGAAGGCAAUGACAAGGUGCAAAAUGUAGUUUUUGUGGAUGUUACUCCUUUGUCACUUGGUAUUGAAUCCAAUUUGGGUGUGAUGGAUGUAUUCAUUCCGAGGAAUACACCUAUCCCCACAAGGACAGAGAAAAUUCGCUGGACGGCCUAUGACAAUCAGACCAGUGUGCCAUUUCGCGUGUAUCAGGGUGAACGAAGCAAGGCAAGGGACAACAACCCGCUAGGCCAAUUCGAACUCCAAGGCAUUCCAGCAGUGCCCAGAGGUGCUGCUAAAUUCAAAGUGUGGUUCGACAUUGAUGAGAAUGGUAUCACGAAUGUGUCAGCCGAGCACAUUGGAAGUGGGUUGAAGAACAAGAUCACCAUUACCGGUGCCAAGCGCAAGCUGCCUAAGUAUCAGAUAGAGAAGAUGGUGAAAGAUGCAAAGAAGUACAAGAGGGAGGAUGAAGAGUAUAUGACCAAGGUUGGUGCAAGGAAUGAUUUGGAGAAUUACGCCUACGACAUAAGGAACACCACUAGAUGUGCAGCCGGGAUUGAAGCAGCCGACAAGAUGGAGAUAGAGAAGGCAUUCGAGUCUACAAUGAAAUGGUUGGAGUCAAACAAACUUGCUAAUGUUGAUGCUUUCAAAGAGAAGAUAGAGGAGCUUGAAAUGAUUUAUAAUCCCAUUGUUGCUAAGAUGCACUCUGCUGGUCCCAGUAUUGUUGAACUGGAUUAGGAGCAUCUCUGUAAUGGCAUGAUCUUGUGCAGGGUCGUU
Salvia hispanica is the source of this 1926-nucleotide messenger RNA. Its product is annotated as heat shock cognate 70 kDa protein-like. The record is from RefSeq and is a predicted model, not a curated record. Lineage: Eukaryota; Viridiplantae; Streptophyta; Magnoliopsida; Lamiales; Lamiaceae. Gene Ontology annotation, molecular function: ATP binding; ATP-dependent protein folding chaperone.